This is a messenger RNA of Lactuca sativa (garden lettuce), 645 nucleotides long. The record is from RefSeq and is a predicted model, not a curated record. NCBI's taxonomy places the organism in Eukaryota, Viridiplantae, Streptophyta, Magnoliopsida, Asterales, Asteraceae.
AUGAGGUUUGAAUUACAUACAAGUGAGAAACCAUGGAACUUCUUUUGCUGGUUUAUAUCUUCCUUAAUUUUCUUAUUCUUCCUCCAUGGUCUCGACAUCUACCGUAGAAGAAGACUACCUCCGGGUCCUGUGGGGCUCCCCAUCAUCGGAAACCUUCUUGAUAUUGGACCCAAACUCCAUGUAUCCCUAGUCAAACUCUCCAAGAAAUAUGGCCCACUCAUGACAAUCCGGUUGGGAAGUAUAACCAGCGUGGUGGCGUCUACACCCGACGCCGCCAGAGAAAUCCUCCAACUCAAUGACGAGGCCUGCUCUGGCCGUGUUGUCUCAGACGCUGUCACCGGUAUGCAAAACCAUGACUCAGCGAUCCUAUGGAUCUCAGCAAACGACGAGUGGCGAACCAUACGGAAAGCCCUCAACACUUAUCUCAUCCACCGAAACAAACUAGACACCCUCCAAUACCUUCGCCAGAGCGUGGUUGAGGGGAUGCUGGAGUAUCUACGAGAGUCCGGUCAGAAGAAUGUGGCCGUAGAUAUCGGAAAGUUGGCAUUCGCAGUGGCGCUCAACAUGAUGUCGAACACAAUCCUUUCACAAGACGUGACAAACUAUGAGUCCGAAGAUAUUGGUGGAGGUGGACGGGAAGUUUAA